Messenger RNA from Suillus subaureus, 1278 nucleotides. RefSeq lists its product as uncharacterized. Bases 42 to 1100 code for a protein of 352 amino acids. The record is from RefSeq and is a predicted model, not a curated record. The transcript is spliced from 5 exons. Lineage: Eukaryota; Fungi; Basidiomycota; Agaricomycetes; Boletales; Suillaceae.
UGGGAAUUUUACAAAAUCACAUCAGCAAACAUGUUACUAAGAUGUACGACCUCGACCCACCAUUGGACCCAUUUGCCAUGCGGGCAAAGUACUUUCCAGCAGGCGCUGAACCUUCAGAUUCGCUCAGCGUCUGCCGCCCCACUGGUCUUACAGCACUAUUCACUCCUAAUGACGAGACGAAUCGUCGUAUCCGGACCCAAAAGGCCCGGGCAAACCAGCCAUCUGUGGAACCUAAUACAACAUUAGCCACCGAUACUGAUACAACCUCUCAGUCAAGCACACCAGCAGGCCUCACGUGGCAAAUUUCCUCCGCAGCCAAGAAAGCCAAGAAACGAAAUGCUGCAUCAACAGCCAAUACGGCAUCUGUGGCCAAUCUUCCUCAGGUAACUGCGGACAGCCAGCUCAAGGAGAUGCUGGCCGCGAUGCAGAACGAGAUCGCAGAUAUUCGGACAAAGAAUGAGAGGAUUCUCAAAGAGAAUGGCAACAUGCACGGUGAGAUUGAAAGGAUUUCCAAGGAGAACGAGAGGACUUCCAAGGACGAGGAUUCUCCAAGAGAAUGGCAACAUGCACGAGAUUCCAAGGAGAACGAGAGGAUUCUCAACGAGAACGAGAGCAUGCAUGAUGAGAUUGAGGAAAUUCGCAACGAGAACGAGCGCAUUGAUAAUGAUCUCACUAGCGUCCGCAAGGAUCUAGAGGCAGCGAGAGACAAACAUACUUCGGAUGUUGAAGCACUGAGAGAAGUCACCGCGUUACUAGUCCCCUUACAUCUUCGUGUCCUCCUUGACCUUGCACGCAAAAAGGUUCUGGAACACCUCGGUCACGAGACCUGGGAAGAACUUCGCGCUUCCCGCAGUGUCUUCCAACUUGCGGACACAAUCUUUAAUGAUCUCAAACAGAAGGGUGUAUCAUACUCCCCGUCAUACCAGUCCAUUUUUUUCUUAUGUUCAUAUAAUAACAUCAGGCGGGCAGGAAAUACAGCUGCUCACAGCGCAAAAGAGGACGAUGUCAGGCAUGCAGUCUUAACCCAGUCGCUGGGGUCCCAUGAUCGAAAAUGCUUGGAAAGUUUGUUUACAUAUGCGUAUAACGGGGUACAAGUCUGAGGAGUUAUCAUGGCAUUUACUAUACUACUAAUAUUUGUACUUGAACUCAAAUGCACCUGCAAAUGUUGUUGAUAACAGUAUCCUCAGCUCAGGGCUCAUUUGCGAUCCCUCUUAGAGAUGGUACGUACGAGCCCUAUAAGGGUCUGGUCGUACGAUGUGCCUUGAAGGCAAUCUGCUU